Messenger RNA from Epithele typhae, 1065 nucleotides. RefSeq names its product SET domain-containing protein. Lineage: Eukaryota; Fungi; Basidiomycota; Agaricomycetes; Polyporales; Epitheliaceae. The transcript is spliced from 3 exons. The coding region runs from base 1 to 1065 and encodes 354 amino acids. The record is from RefSeq and is a predicted model, not a curated record. Gene Ontology annotation, molecular function: protein binding.
AUGUCCGAAGAAGACGAGGAAGAAGAUGGGUCAAACGGGACCCCCACACCCUCCGUAUCCAGCACCUCCACCUCCGAGCUCGUACCCCCACCCGAAGGCCAAUCAUCCACUGCCCCUGAAUUGUCCCCGAUAUUCAAAGUAGCCCCAGCACCAUACGCAGGCGGUUUCGGUCUUUACGCGACACGCCCUAUCCGCCGCGGCACCCCUAUCUUCCUCGAGCGGCCCGCCCUCCUCCAACCGCCUUCAACGCGCUCAAACUCGACAAUAAUGGCCGCACUCGCUCGGUGCACGCGCGACGAGCAGCGCCAUUACUUUGCCCUUGCGAACUCAUUCAAGCACCCGCGCCCCGGCUUUCCCGCUCUCCUUCCCGCCCAGGGCAUCUUCGAAACCAACUUUCUCCCCUGUCCUCGCCCUCGCCGCAGAACCGCAUCAAAUAAAGGGGAGGAGAGAGACGAAGAACUCGACGGUAUUUUCCUCCAAGCCUCGCGCUUCAAUCACUCCUGCCGCCCGAACGUUGCCUUCGCGUGGGACCCGCACGCCGGCCGUGCGACGUUCCGCGCGCUGCGGGACGUGAGCGCGGGCGAAGAAAUGUGCAUCAACUACGCAGGCGUAGACGUGCUCGGGACGCUUGCGGAGAGGCGGUCUAUCGCGCUGGAGGACUUCGGAUUCCGGUGCGCGUGCGAGGUCUGUGCGUUGGAGGGCGAGGCUGCCGUGGAGAGCGAUCGGAGGCGUGCGGGCAUUCGCAGGCUGUUUGAAGACGUGGCGGAGUGUGGAAAGGAGCCAACGCUCGGAUUGCGCAAGAUCAAGAUCGCACUCCGAAUGCUCAAGGAGGAGCACCUCGUACACUACGAAGCGUCGUUCUGCUUCGACGCAUUUCAGUUCUGUGUUUCGGUAUCGGACUUCGCGAACGCCAAGGCCUGGGUCCGUAAGGCAUGGGAAGCCUCUUGUAAUACCUCCGGCCCCGACAGCCCCGCCGCGCGCACGUUCAAGACAUACUGGCUCAACCCUCGCUCCCACCAACUGGUGGGAACGCUCCCUCGUAUGAAGCUUUCAGGCCCCGAUUGA